ACAGGAGGACAGCACAGGCUGGGCGCGAGAAGAAGGACAACGGGGAAAUAGAGCGACUGCGGAUGAACGAAAUGGCGAGAAGACGAUGGUGCGUUAACAGGUCCGAGAUAAGAUGCAAGAAAUGUGGAGAGAAAAUACGACGUCUUUUUGUUCAGAUGACAAAGCUGGACCUCGCGUUUGGAUUUUGGAACCUGUUCCAGAUAUAUGCAAAGUUGGAGGAAGAGAACUAAUGGAAGAAUCUGGUCAUCUGUCUGUUUGUGGACGUUGGUAUGUGAGUGCUGGGAAAAGAAUACGGCUUGAACCCCUACUGGACAAACAAGUGGAGACUACAGCUUUAUCGGGAAGAUGGCGACUCUGAUUUUUGCUUUUGGAUUUGCCAAAUAUUUUUUUUUUAAAUGUAACUUUGAUUGCAGUUGUAUUCUGCUAGUAAAUGUGCUAAAUGCUUCAUCCCCCCAUGUUUGAUAACGUUUUGUUAAAACGAAGUUGUUGUUUCAGUUUAUGCUUGUAUGAUUAUUCUAAGUUGAAUAUACAUUUUUUUACUUAAAUAAAAAUUUAGUUUUUGAAUAUUGAUUUUCUCUCAUUUAAUUGGGGUAAUGUGUCUAUAAGCUGAGUUAAGCCUUUCUUAUUUAAAAAGGGCGUUAUUACAUAGUAAAUGCAUACUUGCUAUGCAAUUUAUUACUUUUUCUGAAUCUUACAAUAAGUAAUUUUUGUUUGAUUAUCAUGGCUUCACAAAUGAAACUUUAACUGUAUUGGAUACCCACAACCUUGUUACAUAUUUAUAGUUUUCAGUCAUACUAAACUUUACUUAUAUAAUUUUUUAAAAAGAGCCUUCAAUUUUGACUCUCCUGAGCAAUCUAUAGUAAAAAAUAAAUGGCAAAUUCCAAUAGAUUUUCAGUAAUUUCCAUUUAUGCUGCUGGAUUUAAACAGUAUUGACUUAUGGUUCUGCAAAUAUAAAAGAAUUAAUGCUACAAAAGUAUGCUCACAAUGCUCACUUCUUUUAAAACAACCUUUUGUAAAGCGUGAAGAUGUCCUAAAAUGGUGUCCUUCACAGUCCAAAGCUCUAAAAUGGCUCCCAAUGUCUCAUUUCCUGUCUGAGCAGGAAGUGAUGGAGUCCUGAAAUUUUUAUAUCCCUUGAAAACAAAGUAGUAUGUGUUAAGAUUGUAUACUUAUGCAUUCUAUAUCAUCGUUUUGUGUUCGUACAAACAGUUAAAGCUGAAUACAUAGAAUACAGAUUUUAUAUAAAAUAAAAGGGGUGGGCCUUUUGGUACAUCACCUGAGUCUGGGCUAAAUCGAGAGAACGUCAAUCAAAGGCUAAAGCCUGUGCGAGCUGGGAAGGAGCUUUAGAUGGCGGAUGAGCCUUGGGAAGGGGAACUCGUAGAGCUCGUCGACAGCACUUCUCACUCAACUUUGAACUUUAGCGCUCGUGUUCGUACUUAUAUUUUUAAAACAUUAGAUUAAUUUGUGCUGUAUCUGAAUGUAGAAAUGUCGCUGCAUUGUUUUUGCGGUUUUAUUUCGUCGAGAAAAUAUGUACCGCUUUAGCCUAGUCGUUGUUUUCUGUGCCUCGCGCUGGCAGCCAUGGCUGUCCUCCAUUUUUAGUGCGCUGCGCGCGGCUCUUUAGAAACUCGGCUCUCCAUUCAAAAGGUCAUUGUUGCCCUUCUUACAUAUAUUUUUAGCUUAUAAAUAAUAUUUCGAAUUGUAUUGUCAUCCGGAUCUAUCGAGAUUUGUGUAUAUUUUUUCUUUUUGUUGUCAGUAAUAAGUUCGAUAUUUUUAUUCCGGCUGUGGAUGUUACUGCUUCCUACAUGUAUUUCCCUACCUGUCUAUGGAAUAGAUUUGUUAUUUUUUCGGCAAACGUGUCAAGGCUGCUCAUUUUCUCCUUACGAGGCAACGGGGGAUUUUUUUUGCAAUCCUGAAAGCAAAAGCAGGACUGAUCGGACUUGCAUGAUGGUUUCACCCCCUCUCAACUUUUGACAGUUUAAUACCUAGAGUAAAGAUCAUCGUUAACAGUUAAACAAUAUAACCAUGUUGAAGAACAAGGACAAAAAGGAAGGAGACGACGCUUCGACUCAAAGCAAUGUUUCGAGCAACUCUGCAUCAGAGGAGUCGAAUCGUUCAGGUUCGGAGUCGGGCAGCCAGUCUGAGAGUGAGCAGGGCAGUGAGCAUGCACACUCCCAGCAUUCCGAGUCCAACAGCACAUCCGAGUCUGAGAGCUGCUCUGAAUCUGGGAGCGAAUCGGCUGGGUCGAAGUCACGCCAGACCAUUGCAGAGAUCAAAGAGAAACGGGACAAAAAGAGAGACCUGGCUGAUGUGAAAAAGAUGUGGGAGGAACAUCCAGAUGUUUAUGGUGUCAGAAGGUCCAAUCGGAGCAGACAGGAGCCUGCUCGUCUGAAUAUUGGAGCAGAGGGCAGCAGUGAGUCUGAGAGUGAAAGCCACAAAAGAAAAGUAUCACGACAGAAAAAGAAAGAAAAUACCUGGAAAGAUGACUCAAACGACGAAGAUGAUGGUGAGGAAGAAGCCAGCAGUUCAGAGAGUGAGCAGGAAGAAAUAAAUGUUAGAUCCAGACGACUUCCUGCUAGAAGGCCACAGGCCAAGUCGUCCACAAUCAAGCAGCAUCAGUCUCAAAGGGGACGGAAACAGAGAAAGCAAGAAACAUCGGAUGAGGAUGAAGAUGAUGAUGAUGAUGAGGAAGAGGAUACUCCAAAGAGACAGACGCGGCGAAGAGCAGCUACUAAAGUUAGUUAUAAGGAGGACCAGCAUGAUUUUGAAACUGACUCUGAUGACCUGAUUGAGAUGGCUGAGGGGACAGAGGAUGUGCAGGAUGAAGACAGUGAGACCAUUGAGAAAGUCAUGGAUACUAGGAUUGGCAAGAAAGGAGCUACUGGAGCUGCCACCACACUCUAUGCUGUAGAGGCCAAUGGAGACCCCAGAGCUGAUUUUAACCCUGAGAAGGAGGAAGGUGAGACUCAAUUCCUUAUCAAAUGGAAGGGCUGGUCCUACAUCCACAACACAUGGGAAAGUGUGGACUCGCUGACUCAACAAAAGGCGAAAGGGAUGAAAAAACUGGAAAACUUUAAGAAGAAAAAUGAGGAGCUCAGUGCUUGGUUGAAAAAAGCCUCACCAGAGGAUUUGGAAUAUUACAACUGCCAGCAAGAGUUAACCAUUGAUCUGAACAAGCAGUAUCAGAUAGUGGAGAGAGUCAUUGCAAUGAAAACAGGGAAGUCACAGGUGCCCUCUGAUUUUCCCUCUCAUAAGACUACAUCUAAUGAGCCUGAGUACUUGUGUAAGUGGAUGGGUCUGCCCUACGCAGAGUGCACUUGGGAAGAUGGAGCCUUAAUAGGAAAAAAGUUUCAAUCUUGUAUAGAUAGUUUCAACAACAGGAACAUCUCCAAGACUAUUCCCUCCAAAGACUGUAAGGUGUUAAAACAGAGGCCCAGAUUUGUGGCUCUGAAGAAACAACCCUCUUAUAUUGGAGAUGAAAACUUGGAGCUGAGAGAUUACCAGUUAGAUGGGCUGAACUGGCUUGCACACUCGUGGUGCAGGUGUAACAGUGUUAUCUUAGCUGAUGAGAUGGGCCUGGGGAAGACCAUACAGACCAUUUCAUUCCUUUCCUACCUGUUCCAUCAGCACCAGCUGUAUGGGCCCUUCCUCUUGGUUGUGCCCCUCUCCACACUCACAUCCUGGCAGCGCGAGUUCAGUACUUGGGCUCCUGACAUGAAUGUUGUGGUCUACCUGGGGGAUGUUUUGAGCAGAAAGAUGAUUCGUGAUUAUGAGUGGAUUCACCAGCAGACCAAAAGAAUAAAGUUCAACACACUUUUGACCACAUAUGAAAUUCUACUGAAAGAUAAGAGUGUUUUGGGAAACAUAAACUGGGCAUUUCUUGGGGUGGAUGAGGCUCACCGGCUGAAGAAUGAUGACUCUCUGCUGUAUAAAACACUAAUAGAUUUCAGGUCGAACCACAGGCUACUCAUAACAGGAACACCGCUGCAGAACUCACUCAAAGAGUUGUGGUCCCUCCUGCACUUUCUUAUGCCUGACAAGUUUGAAUUGUGGGAGGAUUUUGAAGAAGAGCAUGGUAAGGGCAGGGACAAUGGCUACCAGAGUCUGCACAAAGUGCUUGAGCCCUUCCUUCUACGUCGUGUAAAAAAGGACGUGGAGAAAUCGCUACCUGCCAAAGUGGAGCAGAUCCUCCGAGUGGACAUGUCCGCCCAGCAGAAACAGUUCUACAAGUGGAUUCUCACAAGGAAUUACAGAGCCCUAGCUAAAGGCACCAGAGGCAGUUCCUCAGGCUUCCUCAACAUCGUCAUGGAGCUGAAGAAAUGCUGUAAUCAUGGCUUCCUCAUCAAGCAGCCAGAUGAGGGAGAAAAUGAGAAUCCUCAGGAGCACUUGCAGGCACUGGUCCGUGGCAGUGGGAAGCUUGUGCUCUUGGAUAAACUGCUAACAAGACUGAGGGAACGGGGCAAUCGUGUGCUUAUCUUCUCUCAGAUGGUCCGUAUGCUGGACAUUUUAGCUGAUUAUCUGGCCAUGAAACGCUAUCCUUUCCAGAGAUUGGAUGGCUCCAUCAAGGGAGAGCUCCGGAAACAAGCACUGGACCACUUUAAUGCAGAGGGAUCUGAGGAUUUCUGUUUUCUCUUGUCCACUCGUGCUGGAGGUCUGGGCAUUAACUUGGCCUCAGCUGACACUGUGGUCAUCUUUGACUCUGACUGGAACCCUCAAAAUGACCUGCAGGCCCAGGCCAGAGCCCACAGAAUAGGCCAGAAAAAACAAGUGAAUAUUUAUCGUUUGGUCACAAAAGGCACUGUGGAGGAGGAUAUUAUUGAAAGGGCAAAGAAAAAGAUGGUGCUAGACCAUCUUGUCAUACAGAGAAUGGACACCACUGGAAGAACAGUACUAGACAACAACUCAGGCAAUUCAAAUUCAAAUCCAUUUAACAAGGAGGAGCUGGCAGCUAUCUUGAAGUUUGGUGCUGAAGAUCUGUUUAAAGAACCUGAAGGGGAGGAAUCUGAGCCACAGGAAAUGGACAUUGAUGAGAUCUUGAGGCUUGCUGAAACCCGAGAAAGUGAUCAAGGUUCCAGUGCCACAGAUGAGCUCCUGUCCCAAUUUAAGGUAGCUAACUUCACCAUGGAUGAGAGCACACCAGAGCUGGAGGAGAAGCCCAUGCAGAACUGGGAUGAGAUCAUUCCAGAAGAUCAGAGGCGGCGGGUGGAGGAGGAGGAGAAACAGAAGGAGAUGGAGGACAUUUACAUGUUGCCCCGGAGCAGAAGCUCAAAUAAAAGAGUGCAGGCAAAUGACAGUGACAGCGAUGUUGGCUCAAAGCUGAAACUGAAGAGCCACUCGUCAGGUUCAGAGAGUGAGACAGAUGACAGCGAGGAUGAUAAGAAGCCCAAGCGGCGAGGCCGGCCACGUGCACGCAAAAACAACGUGGAGGGCUUCACAGAUGCGGAGAUUCGCAGGUUCAUAAAAGCUUACAAGAAAUUUGGUGCUCCACUUGAAAGGUUAGAGGCCAUUGCACGUGACUCUGAACUUGUGGACAAAUCCAUAGCAGAUCUAAAGAGAUUAGGAGAGCUGGUGCACACUACGUGCGUAGCUGCAGUACAGGAGCAUGAAGAACAAAUGAAGGAGAACCCCACUGAAGCUAAAGGGCCAGGAAAAAGGCGUGGAAUUAAUAUCAAGAUCUCUGGGGUUCAGGUAAAUGCCAAAUCCAUCAUCCAGCAUGAGGAAGAGUUUGAGCCUCUGCACAAGGCCGUGCCCUCCAAUCCUAUCGAGAGGAGCAAAUUUCAGCUGAGCUGCCGUGUGAAGAUGCCACACUUUGAUGUAGAUUGGGGUGUGCAGGAUGACACACAUCUGCUGUUGGGCAUCUACGAGCAUGGCUACAGCAACUGGGACCAGAUCAAGACUGAUACUGAGUUGAAACUCUUGGACAAGAUUCUUCCAGACAACCCUGACAAAAAGCCACAGGCAAAGCAGCUGCAAAUGAGAGCUGAUUACUUGUUGAAGAUCCUGAAGAAGGAACAGGAGAGUAAAGACACAACCAAAGCAGAAGAAGAGUCCCAGGUAAAGAAGAGAAAACCUCGAGUAAAGAAAGACAAGACCCGAAAAGAUGAACUGGCCAGUGAAAUUUCCUCUCCUCAUCUCUCUGAACAUACUUCAGAGGAAGGUGAAGUGAAGGAUGACAGAGCUGAAAAAUCCCCCACAAAGAAGAAACAGAAGAAGGACAACAAAGAGAACAAAGAGAAGCAGGGGACUGCAAAGAAAGACAAGGAGGGUGACAAGGACAAAAAACGGACAAAGCUCAAGAAAGAAAAGACUAAAUCAGGAGGCAAAGGCAAGAAAGCUCAGGGCCCUGUGCACAUUACAGCAGGCAGUGAUCCAGUUCCUAUUGGAGAGGAGGAUGAUGAGCUGGACCAGGAAACAUUCAGUAUUUGUAAGGAGCGGAUGAGACCAGUGAAGAAGGCUCUUAAACAGCUGGAUAAGCCUGAUGAAGGCCUGUCAGUACAGGAACAGCUGCAGCACACACGUGCCUGCCUGUUGAAGAUUGGAGACCGAAUCACAGAGUGCCUUAAAGCCUACAGUGACUCGGAACACGUCAAAACCUGGCGCAGAAAUCUCUGGAUUUUUGUGUCCAAAUUCACGGAGUUUGGAGCUAAGAAACUGCACAGGCUAUACAAAAUGGCUCAAAAGAAGCGCUCCCAAGAGGAAGAGAAAGAGCACAAGAAGAAGGACGACCCAGCCAAAAAGAAGCUGUUUCGUCCUGAACCUUCUGGAUCGAGUCGGGACUCCACUGGCACACAGCCUUCAUCCAAACCACACCCACCACAAAAUCACCCAGCAGGACCCCCAUGCCACUCACACCACCGUGAGCCCUACAACCAGCACAACAAGAGACACUUCCCUAAAGAUUAUCGGGGAGAUUGGCAAAGGGAAUGUAAAUAUAGCUACCCAGGAAACAGUAACCAGCCAUGGCAAGGUGACCGUCAUCACCCUUAUGACCAGCAUAGGUAUAAGGAGCAUCACUACAGCAACCGGCGGGCACACACAGAUUUGUACCGCAGUAGUGGCUUCCGGAACCCAGGCUCAGCCCGGAAACGGGUGUAUGAUCAGUACAGCAACGAUCGAGACCACCGUGCUCACCGUGACUAUUAUGACAGGCAUCCAGACCCAAAGAGGAGACGCACAGAUGACUACCACUCUGCGAACUACCACCAGGGAGGAGGCUAUGGUCAGGACUUCCGGAGGAUGCCUGAUCAUCGGAGUGUGCUGGGGCCUGAUCACUAUCGGCCAUUUCACCCAGACAAACCUCCUCCUCUGCUGGACCCGCGCUCUCCUCAGGCACAGAAAUCCCCGCUUGAGUCCCUCUCACCCCUGGAGAGAACCACUGAACCAAAACCCAGCCCAGAUCUCAACUGGAACAGAAAGACAUGAAUCAAUCCUCAAUGUUAGAGGAUUAUGUAGGGAGGCACAAGGUUGAGACGGGGCCACCAGUCCCCUCCUACAAACUUGGAACUCAUGAUCCAAUAGGUGGAGCUCAAGCCCCCAUGGUCUUGAGCUCUCUGGGUCUUCUGGGGCUACAGUGAGUUAAAAGAAUGAAGCCCUGUUAGUCCUACGGACUACUGAAUGAAUUUUAAAAAAGCCUUUGAAGUAUGACCAGAUUUGGAAGUGCCUCGCUUGUUUUUCUUUUCUUCAGUCAUUAGUAGAAAAGAGAGUAUUCUCAGUAUGUUACUUAGAUUUUUUUGUUGUUGUUGCUUUGCUUUGUGCAGAGGUUUAUUCCAGGAAAGUAUGCUUUGUGAAGAAAAGAGAAUCAUCACACCAUUAGAUGUUAAUUAAUCUGUGUUGUGUUGAUCCUGUAUUAUGAAGGAGCACCCCCUGCCCUAUGCAUUUUACUGUUUUCCCAGCUCACAACACACCUGAUUCAACUAAUUUGCUAAUUGGUAGCCCUUUCUGAGUUGAAGUAUGUUAGAACACUAAAAUAUAGAGGACAGAGGGUACUCCAGAGCAAGGGUUGGGAACCUAUGAUGUUUUGAAUUAGUCUUAUAAUAUCUUUUUUGCCCCAUUAUACCAAUGAGAAAAUAAUGUUCAAAAUGUGUCAACAAAUGGGCAUUUGUACUUUUCUUAUGGACCUCAUAGAUGAUCUUAGAUGACAUAAGAAAAAUGACCCCAUGUCCCCACAGAUGGCUGAUUGUGUAGGUAAAAUUGGUUCUAACCACCCACAAUGACAGAAAUCUGCAUCAGUGCAGGUCUUGUUGUUAGAACACUAAAUAACUAAAUAAAAACAUAAAGCUGUAUUUUUUUCUGUGGCUAAAGUUUGCUCUCCUUUAUCUGUCACGUAAGUAUGUGCAGCCUAAUCGUACAUACUGUCAGAUAUUUAAAUUGCACUAAAAGUAUCAUACUCUACAAAUCUCCGGUUAUAAAUAGUACAAAUGUUAACCUGAUGUAAAGUGGAAAUUUCUGUAUUAGUGCAAAAGCUUGUGAAUGAAGCAGGAAAUGUUGAGCUUUUGUUUCACCAGUAAAGCCAAAAAUAGACGAGCAUGCUGGUGAAUAAUUCAAGUUGUUUCUAAAAAAUCCUUUUUUUUAUUUUAUUUUUUUAAAUUCUUUGUUUCCCCUGCAUCUGUGCCUUAUUCUUGUGUCUAAUGAAUUGCCGGGGUUUUAGUAUGUUGCAUUUAAGAGAACGAUGGCAUUAUCCCAAAUAGGGCAUAUAGUGCACUACCUAGGGUAUAGAAGUCAUUUUCAUACUCUUUGUAGUACAUGAAUCUUGAGAGAAAGAAGGCCUUUGGGAUUUUGGCAGUUUAUAAACAAGAUCUUUUGAUGGAAAAAUGCUGAGUAUUGUUGGUGCCUGUUAUGGACUGGAGGCUUUGGAGAGUGGAAAACACCACUUUCUCACAGAGGAACAGAGGGUUGUGUGUUAGGAGUUGCAACUGAUCGCUCUCUUUCCUCCAAUAAACUCUUUAUUCAUUAAGAAGUACCUAUUAAAGUAAUUUAUAUUUGUGAAAACAUAAACUGUUCACAUGAACUGCAUUGUACAUACUGUUUAUACACCUGUAUGUAUUAAACUUUGCUACACCAUGCA
Molecule: messenger RNA, 9058 nt
Organism: Ictalurus punctatus (channel catfish)
Lineage: Eukaryota; Metazoa; Chordata; Actinopteri; Siluriformes; Ictaluridae
Gene: chd2
Product: chromodomain helicase DNA binding protein 2
Exons: 42
Coding region: 2020-7416 (1798 amino acids)
Biological process (GO): regulation of transcription by RNA polymerase II; nucleosome organization
Cellular component (GO): nucleus; chromatin
Molecular function (GO): chromatin binding; DNA binding; ATP-dependent chromatin remodeler activity
Source: RefSeq, a predicted model, not a curated record